Messenger RNA from Lynx canadensis (Canada lynx), 3230 nucleotides. RefSeq names its product protein tyrosine phosphatase non-receptor type 22 (gene PTPN22). NCBI's taxonomy places the organism in Eukaryota, Metazoa, Chordata, Mammalia, Carnivora, Felidae. The record is from RefSeq and is a predicted model, not a curated record. Gene Ontology annotation, cellular component: nucleus; cytoplasm. The coding region runs from base 136 to 2463 and encodes 775 amino acids. Gene Ontology annotation, biological process: positive regulation of toll-like receptor 4 signaling pathway; T cell receptor signaling pathway; regulation of non-canonical NF-kappaB signal transduction. Gene Ontology annotation, molecular function: non-membrane spanning protein tyrosine phosphatase activity. The transcript is spliced from 21 exons.
AAGUCAGUUAACCACAGCCUUCAACAUGCUCUGCUCUGGAGGCAGCAGUGGCUUCUUGGUGGUAUCUCGGCCAUGACAUCCACUUGACAUGCCCUCUCUUAACCCACUGGUAGACAGUUUCUCUUGCCCUGCAGCAUGGACCAAAGAGAAAUUCUGCAGAAGUUCCUGGAUGAGGCCCAAAACAAGAAAUCUAACAAAGAGGAGUUUGCCAAUGAAUUUCUGUGGCUGAAAAGACAAUCCACUAAGUACAAGGCAGACAAAACCUAUCCUACAACUGUGGCUGAGAGACCCAAGAAUAUCAAGAAAAACAGAUACAAGGAUAUCUUGCCCUAUGAUCAUAGCUUAGUAGAGCUGUCUCUGAUAACCUCAGAUGAAGAUUCCAACUACAUCAAUGCCAACUUCAUUAAGGGAGUUUAUGGACCCAAAGCUUAUAUAGCCACCCAGGGACCUUUGUCUACAACUCUCCUGGACUUCUGGAGGAUGAUUUGGGAAUACAGUGUCCUGAUCAUUGUUAUGGCGUGCAUGGAGUUUGAGAUGGGGAAGAAAAAGUGUGAGCGCUACUGGACUGAGCCAGGAGAGCUACAACUGCAAGUUGGUCCUUUCUCCAUAUCCUGUGAAGCUGAAAAUAGAAAAUCUGAUUACAUAAUCAGGACUCUAAAAGCCAAGUUCAAUAGUGAAACUCGAACUCUCUACCAGUUUCAUUACAGGAAUUGGCCAGACCAUGAUGUGCCUUCAUCCAUAGACCCUAUUCUUGAGCUCAUCUGGGAUAUGCGUUCUUACCAAGAGGAUGACCAUGUUCCCGUGUGCAUUCAUUGCAGUGCCGGUUGUGGGAGGACUGGUGUUAUCUGCGCUAUCGAUUAUACCUGGAUGUUGCUAAAAGACGGGAUCAUUCCUGAGAACUUCAGUAUUUUUAGUUUGAUCCAGGAAAUGCGAACACAAAGGCCUUCAUUUGUUCAAACUCAGGAACAGUAUGAACUGGUCUACAAGGCUGUAUUAGAACUAUUUAAGAGACAGAUGGAUGUCAUCAGGGGUAAAAAGUCAGGAACAGAGAUUCAAGCAAAGUAUUCAGUUCUUGAGCAAAAUCCCACCCUAGAAGCAGAGUCUUAUUCUAAUUUACCAAAAAGUGGCAUAAAAGAAGCAAAAAUGGUGAAGCAACAGAAUAAACAAAAGAUAAGGCUGAAAAGUGCAGACGCUUCUUCCUUUGGCCCCAGGACUCCUGAAAUAAGUGAAAAGGAAGGGUUAGUUUUACACCCUGCUGAACAGAGCAGUUCGUUUGACAUUUUGGAGCUAAAUUGUGGUUGUAACAAAAAUGCUGACACAACCGUGAAAUGGGAGCCAAAGGCAUUUCCAAUAGUUGGGGAGCCUCUUCAGAAACAUCAGAGUCUAGACUGGAGCCCCGUUUUGUUUAAUUCCAAACCUGCAAAUGUAGCAGGGGGAUAUUUCAACUCAAAGGGGCCGAUAACGCGGACCAAAUCAACUUCCUUUGAACUGAUGCAGCAAAGAGACACCAAGGAGCUGGAUAUCAAGGAGAAUGUUUUGUGUUUGGAACCUCAACCGCACAACUCUCCUCUUGGGCGGGCUCAAAAAGCGAUGCACGUUUCUUCAGCAGAACUUAAUUAUUCACUGCCAUCUGACUCUCGGCGCCAAACGGGCAAUGCCUCUAAUGCAAAGCAGCAGGACUCUAGUGCUGUUCAGGUGCAUUCUUACAUGUCCUUGGAAGAUCCUUUUUUUUCAUCAUUGUCACCAAGUAGCACUGGUUCUAAGAUGUCUCUUGAUUUACCUGAGAGGCCAGAUGGAACCGCUUUACCUCGUUCUCCACUGCCCGCGUCCUCCACAACCCUCUUCUCUUGCUACAAUUCACAUGAUUCUUUAGCACUGAGUUCUCCAACUGGUCACCCUCCACCCCUGGACCAAGAGACAGCAGUAGUCGCAACUUCUCCAAGGAUAGAUGAUGACAUUCCCCCUCCACUUCCGGAACGGACACCUGAAUCUUUUAUUGUGGUGGAGGAAGCCGGAGAAUUUCCACGGACUGUUCCCAAAUCCUUAUCUUCAGCUGUGAAGAGUGUAAAACUGCGGAGUCCCCAGUCAGAUCUACAUCAAGAUCGGUCUUCUCCUCCCCCACCUCCACUCCCUGAAAGAACCCUGGAGUCCUUCCUUCUUGCUGACGAAGAUUGUAUGCAGGCUCAGUCUAUACGGACCUAUUCUACUAGCUGUCCUAACACCAUGGAAAAUUCAACAUCUUCAAAGCAGACAUUGAAGACUCCUGGAAAAAGUUUCACAAGGACUAAGAGCUUGAAAAUUUUGAGAAACAUGAAAAAGAGUGUCUCUAAUUCUUCUCCAGCAAACAAGCCUGCAGACUCUGUUCAGUCAAAUCGCUCCAGCUCCUUUCUGAAUUUUGGGUUUGCAAAUCGUUUUUCAAAACCCAAAGGACCAAGGAAACCACCAGCGACUUGGAAUAUUUAACGCAACUUUGGAAUAUAGCUGCAAGUGCAUCUGGAAAUAAAACUACUGGAAUACUGCUAGCUAAAAUAAGUGUUCCAUAUUUAUAAUUUCAACAAUGAAGACACUGUAAUGUUUAAUAGCAAUAUUAGAAAAGCCAUAUUCAAAGAAGUGCCAGAAGUUUUACAUUUUCAUCUCAUUUGCAUUGGGUUGGAAACUGGAAAUAAGUUUGUCACUUGGGAUUAUGUAGAGAAUGCUGGAUGAGAAAGUUUUGGAAUGGACUUAUUUUUCAUUUUGGAAGUUAUUUUUAUUCUACUUAAGUAGAAACUUCAAAAUAUUUGUAAGAAUUGGAUCUGAACUGAAUGUCUACAUUGCCAGAUUUUACAAUAGCAAGUGUUUCACAAAUCUGAUUUGUGGUUGUGGCACAAAAUGAUACAAAAUGACUGCUUGUGACAAUGACUAUUCCCUGGGAGUUAUUUUUGCCUAAAUGGAGUAUACCUUGCACAUCUUCCCAAAGGUGGAAAACCAGAGUAGUAAGAAAAGGAAACGUUAUAAUUAAGAGAAUAAAUAAUAAUGAAAAUAAUUUCAUAAUAUCACAUUUCAAUAAUGAAAAUAAUAAAAGAAUAAUGAAAAUAAUUUUUGUAUUUGUAUAUACCAACAGGAUGUUCAACUACAUUUCUGGUAAAUUUUAACCAAAGUUCUUCAAUGACCAAAUCUAGAAGAAUAAUCAACAAAAUCGUUAUCUUUUGGUAGCAUUUUCAUUUCAAAGGUCCUGUAUAAACAUGUGCAAC